AUGACUAUCACCUUGCAAGAUGUGGCAGGCAUAUUGGGCUUGCCUACUGACGGGGAUGUCGUCACCGGCUCUACCUCUGAGGAUUGGCUCGCUGUUUGUGGGGCUGUAUUUGGCGCGGUUCCACAGCCAAAUGAGUUCCAUCAUUCAGGCGACUUGCGUAUCUCAUACUUAGAUCGGUUAUAUACCCGGUGGAUCGAUCAUACCGGGGAUCAUGAUGCCGAGAUCUACUUCACAAAGGCGCACAUUGCCAGGAUGUUGGGUUCUUGGUUGCUGGCGGACAAGUCUGGAGGCAGCAAUUUCGGUUUUCGGCUAGUCCCGUUGCUUGGGGGAGGAUUUGAUGAGAUUGGCCGCUUCAGCUGGGGAUCUACGGUUCUGUCACACCUGUUCAGGAAUUUGUGUGAAUUGACAGAUGCCGGUCGAUCUGACAUGGGUGGUUGCCAUAUUCUCAUUCAGAUCUGGGCAUGGAUACGAUUCUCACCCAUUGCUCCGCCGCUUCCUCCUCAUCCAGAGCCGGGCACGCAUUAUAGAUGCCGGUAUGCUUUGUUAAACAUAUAA
Molecule: messenger RNA, 555 nt
Organism: Gastrolobium bilobum
Lineage: Eukaryota; Viridiplantae; Streptophyta; Magnoliopsida; Fabales; Fabaceae
Product: serine/threonine-protein phosphatase 7 long form homolog
Exons: 1
Coding region: 1-555 (184 amino acids)
Biological process (GO): meristem maintenance; meristem development
Source: RefSeq, a predicted model, not a curated record